ACAGUACCUCGCACGCGCUCUAGAGGCGCGUCGCAUCAACUUCCUACUGACUGAUUUUCUCGCCUCAUUGCUUCACAGUUAAGUCGCUGCUCUGUCCACAGUCCAUAAACUCGCCACCAAAUUCUCCUCCGAUCUCUCUCUCUCUCUCCUCUCUUUCUCUCUCUAGAAACUCGGCGAGAUUCCCCGCCCUCCGCCCCCAUGGGCUUCGGCAGCAGCCCUAUGGAUCAAUGCUGCGCCAUUCUCAAAUCCUCCAUAUUCCUCAUACUAUUAACAGCCGUUGGAUUAUCUCGAGCAUCAAUUCACAUCUACGACCAAAAUCCAUUCCGAGAAGUAGGCAAUGCUUAUCUCAUCUCCGGCGGCAGCGAAGGCAUCGCCGCCUCCGACCACCCCCACGGUCGCUCUAUUAUUCGAUUUGACAACGUAACUUUCUGGAGGAGUAACAAUGCUGCUAAUGUCGGUUUGGUUCAAGUCAUCAUUUUUGAGGCAGCCGAUCGUGACAAUAUCGGUGGGUCCGCUUAUGGUGGGCAGAGAUCAAUUUGCUGCACCGCCGAUCUAGCCAAAUUGGAAGGCUGCAAACAGGGAGAAGUAAUAAGCACACCGUCAGCAUCUGAUAAGAAUUGGCCUGUCGUUUUGAAUAUUUACUUUAAAGAAAACAUGUUAUCCACGCAUAUAAAAAAUAACAAAGAAGUCAACGUAAAGAAAACCGGAAUGUACAAUUUAUUCUUCAUCACAUGCGAUCCGAAACUCAAGGCAAUGAAGGUCAGCGGAAGAACAGUGUGGAGAAACCCUAGUGGAUACUUACCCGGUAGAAUUGCCCCUCUGAUGAAGUUCUAUGUAUUUAUGUCGAUUCUGUACGCGAUCCUUUGUGCAGUUUGGGUUUUCCAGUACGUUAGGUAUUGGAACGAUGUUUUGCUUCUGCAGCAUUGCAUUACUUCCGUUAUAGCUCUUGGGUUGUUGGAGAUGACUUUUUGGUACUUGGAUUAUGCCUACUUCAACAGUACCGGUACGAGGCCUAUUGGAAUCACAACAUGGGUUGUGACAAUUGGGGCUGUAAGAAGAACUUUAUCGAGGAUUCUUAUUCUCUCUGUUUCUAUGGGCUAUGGUGUUCUUCGACCGACUCUUGGCGGAUUAACAACAAAGGUGCUUCUUGUUGGAGGCACUUACUUCUUGGCUUCGGAAAUGCUUAACAUUGCAGAGUAUGUGGGAAGCAUAAAUGACGUGGCGGGGCGGGCGAGAGUGUUUUUUGUUCUUCCGGUUGCGUUUUUGGACGCUUUCUUGAUUUUGUGGAUUUUCACUUCUCUUUCGAAAACACUGGAGCAACUACAGGCUAAAAGGAGUUCUACUAGAUUGGACAUCUAUAGGAAAUUCUCGAACGCACUAGCUGUUACUGUUAUAGCUUCGGUUGUGUGGAUAGGAUACGAGGUUUAUUUUAAGGCAACAGAUCCCUUCAAUGAAAGGUGGCAGAGUGCUUGGAUUAUCACAGCUUUCUGGGAUAUUCUUGCCUUUGCUUUGCUCUGUGUUAUCUGUUACUUGUGGGCCCCAUCCCAAAGCUCUCAACGGUAUGCAUACAUGGACAAUAAGGGAGAAGAGACAGAUGAUGAAGAAGCUGAAUCGUUGUGUAGAGAAACACCUAAAGGCAGUAUCGGUUUAGUCGAGCAAGAUAGAAAAGAUGGCGAAGCUUCUGAUCAAGAAGAAGCAGAGGAAGGUAAGAGGGAGUAAUGUGCAAUUUUAUAUAGAUCAUUUAUUGAAGUGGAAGUCGACGAGGCUAAUGCACUAGUAUCGAAGAAAGAAAAACGGGAUACGGAGGGGUUUGCUGGACUUGUACUGAUGCACACAGUAAUGGUGUUCAUGUGUUCUUUAUUUUUUUUUAUUUUUUUUCCGGGGAAGUGUAUAGGGCAAGAAAACGAAGCAUAUGAAACAUUGAUUCUUUACAAAAAAAAUUCUGGGAGAUGUAUAAGUUUGGAUUGUAAAAAGAUUGUGUCGUGAAAUCCUCGAUUUUAUAUGUAACUCUUCGAUUAGGAAUUCUUGAUAUGCUGAGAAAAUUAAUUGCUA
Messenger RNA from Erythranthe guttata (spotted monkey flower), 2052 nucleotides. Its product is annotated as Lung seven transmembrane receptor family protein. The record is from RefSeq and is a predicted model, not a curated record. Gene Ontology annotation, biological process: transport. Gene Ontology annotation, cellular component: membrane; Golgi apparatus. NCBI's taxonomy places the organism in Eukaryota, Viridiplantae, Streptophyta, Magnoliopsida, Lamiales, Phrymaceae.